Nematolebias whitei (Rio pearlfish) is the source of this 1263-nucleotide messenger RNA. It is a transcript of the gene abhd11, whose product is annotated as abhydrolase domain containing 11. The transcript is spliced from 6 exons. Gene Ontology annotation, cellular component: mitochondrion. NCBI's taxonomy places the organism in Eukaryota, Metazoa, Chordata, Actinopteri, Cyprinodontiformes, Rivulidae. Bases 118 to 1044 code for a protein of 308 amino acids. The record is from RefSeq and is a predicted model, not a curated record.
CGAAGGCUCUCAGGUUUCGACCUACGGCGGAUCUGAAUGCACUCUUCGAGUCUCUUCGCUGUCAUUGCGGCCGCUCUGAAACUCACAUGGUGUUCGGGGACCUCUCGGUAACGCAACAUGAGUGCUUUGUGUCGCCUGCUUCGGAGAGGACUGCUGAGCGGUCGGCCAUCAUGCUGUUUCCCCCCCGGUCAGCUGGUUGUGUGUGGGGGCGCAGCUCUCCCGGUUCGGACUGCCAGCUCGUCCAGUCCUGUCAACUUGACAUAUGACGUUUUCGAUGGGAAAGGAGAGAGCACUCCCCUGGUGUUUCUACACGGCCUUUUUGGCAGUAAAUCUAACUUCCACUCAAUAGCCAAGUCCUUGGUGCAGCGCACAGGCCGAAAGGUGUUGACUGUAGAUGCCCGUAACCAUGGCAACAGCCCUCACACCCCUGAGCUGACCUAUGAGGCCAUGUCCAGCGAUUUGAAACACCUCCUCGGCCAGCUGCAUAUAGAGAAGUGCGUCCUCAUCGGCCAUAGCAUGGGGGGUAAAACCGCCAUGACAACCGCUCUGACACAGCCGAGUUUAGUGGAGGGCUUAGUGGUUGUGGACAUCAGUCCUGCUCAGUCCACCACACGCACCAACUUCCGCUACUACAUCCAGGCCAUGCAGGAGAUGAAGAUCUCCACCGACAUCCCUCGUUCCACUGCUAAGCGGAUGGCUGAGGAUCAGCUGCGCCCCCUGGUGAAGGAGCACUCUGUGCGUCAGUUCCUGCUGACGAACCUGGUGGAGCAGAACGGCCACUACAGCUGGAGGGUCAACCUGGAGUCCAUCGCAGCACACCUUGAUGAAAUCACGAGUUUCCCCCACUUUGACACCGUCUAUAAUGGGCCGACGCUGUUCUUGGGUGGAGCCAGCUCUGCUUAUAUUAGCUCUGACGAUUACCCAGAAAUCCAGAGGCUGUUCCCCAACGCCGACAUCCAGUACAUCCCCGACGCCAGCCACUGGAUCCACGCAGACAAACCCUUAGAUUUCAUCAGCUCCAUCAUCUCCUUCCUUCAGUCUUAGCUGCCUCUAGCCUUCACCCCAAGACUUUCUAACUCUAAGCAGUGUCCCCUCGCUGAAACCGAAGGUGAGAAUUCAGCAGCUUCAGCACAACAAGGGGAGAGCUGGGUUAUAAUCGAUGCUAAUAUUUUCCAACACUGGACUAAAUUCACCUCCACCUUUUAACAUCAACUCUUAGUAUUUACAUUAUUAGCUUUCAUUUAAUGUCUCUCUUUGACACAU